Nomascus leucogenys (northern white-cheeked gibbon) is the source of this 1678-nucleotide messenger RNA. RefSeq names its product tumor necrosis factor (gene TNF). Gene Ontology annotation, molecular function: CD40 receptor binding; tumor necrosis factor receptor binding; cytokine activity. The record is from RefSeq and is a predicted model, not a curated record. NCBI's taxonomy places the organism in Eukaryota, Metazoa, Chordata, Mammalia, Primates, Hylobatidae. Gene Ontology annotation, cellular component: membrane; cell surface. Gene Ontology annotation, biological process: positive regulation of transcription by RNA polymerase II; extrinsic apoptotic signaling pathway via death domain receptors; immune response.
AGCAGACGCUCCCUCAGCAAGGACAGCAGAGGACCAGCUAAGAGGGAGAGAAGCAACUACAGACCCCCCCUGAAAACAACCCUCAGACGCCACAUCCCCUGACAAGCUGCCAGGCAGAUUCUCUUCCUCUCACAUACUGACCCAGGGCUCCACCCUCUCUCCCCUGGAAAGGACACCAUGAGCACUGAAAGCAUGAUCCGGGACGUGGAGCUGGCUGAGGAGGCGCUCCCCAAGAAGACAGGGGGGCCCCAGGGCUCCAGGCGGUGCUUUCUCCUCAGCCUCUUCUCCUUCCUGCUCGUGGCAGGCGCCACCACGCUCUUCUGCCUGCUGCACUUUGGAGUGAUCGGCCCACAGAGGGAAGAGUUCCCCAAGGACCUCCCUCUAAUCAGCCCUCUGGCCCAGGCAGUCAGAUCAUCUUCUCGAACCCCGAGUGACAAGCCUGUAGCCCAUGUUGUAGCAAACCCUCAAGCUGAGGGGCAGCUCCAGUGGCUGAACCGCCGGGCCAAUGCCCUCCUGGCCAAUGGCGUGCAGCUGACAGAUAACCAGCUGGUGGUGCCAUCAGAGGGCCUGUACCUCAUCUACUCCCAGGUCCUCUUCAAGGGCCAAGGCUGCCCCCCCACCCAUGUGCUCCUCACCCACACCAUCAGCCGCAUCGCCGUCUCCUACCAGACCAAGGUCAACCUCCUCUCUGCCAUCAAGAGCCCCUGCCAGAGGGAGACCCCAGAGGGGGCUGAGGCCAAGCCCUGGUAUGAGCCCAUCUAUCUGGGAGGGGUAUUCCAGCUGGAGAAGGGUGAUCGACUCAGCGCUGAGAUCAAUCGGCCUGACUAUCUCGACUUUGCCGAGUCUGGGCAGGUCUACUUCGGGAUCAUUGCCCUGUGAGGACGACGAACAUCCAUCCUUCCCAAACCCCUCCCCUGCCCCAAUCCCUUUAUUAUCCCCUCCUUCAGACACCCUCAACCUCUUCUGGCUCAAAAAGAGAAUUAGGGGCUUAGGGUCGGAAUCCAAGCUUAGAACUUUAAGCAACAACACCACCACUUCGAAAUCUGGGAUUCAGGAAUGUGUGGCCUGCACAGUUAAGUGCUGGCAACCACUAAGAAUUCAAACUGGGGCCUCCAGAACUCACUGGGGCCUACAGCUUUGAUCCCUGACAUCUGGAAUCUGGAGACCAGGGAGCCUUUGGUUCUGGCCAGAAUGCUGCAGGACUUGAGAAGACCUCACCUAGAAAUUGACACAAGUGGACCUUGGGCCUUCCUCUCUCCAGAUGUUUCCAGACUUCCUUGAGACACGGAGCCCAGCCCUCUCCAUGGAGCCAGCUCCCUCUAUUUAUGUUUGCACUUGCGAUUAUUUAUUAUUUAUUUAUUAUUUAUUUAUUUACCGAUGAAUGUAUUUAUUUGGGAGGUCGGGGUAUCCUGGGGGACCCAAUGUAGGAGCUGCCUUGGCUCAGACAUGUUUUCUGUGAAAACGGAGCUGAACAAUAGGCUGUUCCCACGUAGCCCCCUGGCCUCUGUGCCUUCUUUUGAUUAUGUUUUUUAAAAUAUUUAUCUGAUUAAGUUGUCUGAACAAUGCUGAUUUGGUGACCAACUGUCACUCAUUGCUGAGCCUCUGCUCCCCAGGGGAGUUGUGUCUGUAAUCGCCCUACUAUUCAGUGGCGAGAAAUAAAGUUUGCUUAGAAAAGAAA